Amoebophrya sp. A25 is the source of this 381-nucleotide messenger RNA. The record is from the annotation of a GenBank genome assembly. NCBI's taxonomy places the organism in Eukaryota, Dinophyceae, Syndiniales, Amoebophryaceae.
CAUACAGAAAUGGCGGUACUGGAGGCUGAGCAGCUUUUGCAUGAAGCGCAAUCUCAUUUUCAGGGCCAAUUUUCUGUCGUGCUACCAUCCCCGGUUCCUUCGCUGGUUUUUCACAUACUAGAGACGGUGCUAGGCCCUCAGAAGUCUACGUCGUCAUUGGCAGAGUAUGCUGAGGCUGAUCUAGGGUCGAUCGUAAACACUACUGAAGAAGACGCGACAGAGGGGGAGGGAGCAGACGUGUUUUUAUGGAGUGGGUAGUUCAUUGUAGAUGUAGUGUAGUAGAACAACCGGUUAGUUUUUACCUCUAGAGACUUGAUAGCCUUUCAUUUUCCGAUGCUGAGGAGGAUCCUGCUACCGAGGACAGUGAACAACCAGGAAGAG